CAUUGUGAUGUGACACAACUGUCAGAAAAAGGAACAUCUGCAAUGCUACUGUAAAUCAACCAACUCUCUCCAAAGCAUGCUAAACACCAUUUGUUCUUGCUUAAAAGUGCCAGAAAUAAAAAUGAACACAUGCAUAAUUAAGUACUGAACUGCUACAGCUUGUAUGACUAAGCCCAAAGUUUGCAUGGGACUAGUACUGUAUUACUAGGUGACCUUACGUGUUAUAGAAAUACCCCCACUCACACACACACACACCUGCGUUCGAACGCAUUCGCACAGAAUAAACGAAGUCUGUAUUUUACUUGAAUUUACUGACAUUAUUCUCGGGAUAUGAUGCUAUGGUGUCACGACUCUGCAUAACAUCCUGAACAACAAGAGUAAUGAGCUUCCUGAACGUGCACGCAAAUGGUAAUUAGAUGACCUGUGCAAUUACAAAUUACUAGAGGUUACAUUAGGCAAUAUUUCAAACUGCUAAAGUUUCAUUAAUGCCAAUUUUUAUGUCUAAUUGUCAGGUUCAAGAAAUUUAAAACUGCAGUAACAUAUUUUCGCCACUUGGAGGCAGCGGAAACACAACCGUGACUUGUCAGUGGUUAAAUGCUCCACUGUGUUUACCAGCUAGUGGCUAACUGUCUGCAGUUUAGUGCUGAACAGGUAGUGAACAAUGGAUUGGAGUGUUUUCACUGGAAAGCAGCUUCCUGCUGUAAUAAUACACCUGCUUGCAAUGAAGCAUACAGUUGAUCUCUUUAAGGUUUAUGUCCUGGACACAAUUCCAGGGAAAAGCAAACAAUGACAAUCUCAUCUCAUACCCAAUAGUAAUUAAAGCCAGAUGUCAAAUGGAAUGUUAAAAAUUAACAGGUCAUCUUUAAACCACAUAAAAGCAGUCGGAGGGAUCACCUCAAUCAGCGUUUCGGUGACUGAACGACUUUGAAUCAACUCGGAAGAUGAAUUUCAGCACCUUGUUGUUUGUUUCGCUGUUCUGUGGCCUGAUUUUGGCCCAGGAUGGUGUCAAUGCUCCUGAAACGGGAAAAAUCAGUAAAAGACACCAAUGCUUUCCUGACAUGUGCAAGGUCCUGCAAGAGUUUCAUGCUAUGAAACAAAAACUGGGAGUUUUGGAAACCAGGCUGAAGAACAGUGAAAACCAGAUCCUUGAACUGCAGAACAUAGAAAGAACCAAGGUCAUAUUCAGCGCAGCAACAGGUGGGAAUGGAGCCCUCGGACCCUUCAACACAGACACAACUUUAGUCUACAGAGCAGUAAAAACCAACAUCGGCAAAGCUUACAAUCAAGCCACAGGUAUCUUCACUGCACCUGUCAAAGGCAUUUACUACUUCACUUUCUUCUAUCAUGCUGGAGGAGCUCAACCUGCGCGUCUAUUCCUCAUGAGGAACAAACAGAUAGUUGCAGCGACCUCUGACCACAGUACAUCCUAUGAUGGGGCUGAUAAUGGAGGCAAUGCCGUGUUCUUGCAGCUGCAGCGAGGGGACCAUGUGUAUGUGCGCUUGUGCGCACAUACACAUGUUUGGCAAAAUGAUGCAAUCACCACCUUCAGUGGUUUUCUGGUCGGUCAGGUUUGAAAACCAGUGAAUAAAGAUAUGAUUCGUUCAUUACAGUUGCACUUUUAACUCAUCUGAAAUGAUCUACGUAUUUUAAAAUUCUAUAAUGAGUUGAUUUUAAUUUCUUCAAAUUAUUACAACCUGUCUAAAAGCUACUGCCGCUUACAAUUUGGAUGUGUACAAUGCAAUAGAUUUGGGAUUUUCAGACUGGAAAGCUACAUCAGAAUCAGUAAUAACACCUCAUCUCUGAGCCAAUUGUUUAUCUAAUUUUGUCUUAAACAAAUCAAUUAAUUGAUUACAACUCUGUAUCUCAUCAAAGAAGCAUUUCUCUGUUCAUCUGACUUUCUUUGUGUGUGUUUUUAAUUAAAUCUCAAAAAUGAGAAUCCAAAAGCGGUGUGCAGACCAUGUGGGUUGCUAUCUUUUGAUUAAACCAAUAAAAUUUCUUCAUUCAUGCAACGUAUUUGCAUCAUUUACAAUAUGAAUUAAAAAAUGUCUCAGAUACAGUACAGAAAUGGAACAAGCAAUUACUAACAUGCUGAAAGUAGGAUAUGAGUAUUGUUUCAAUGUAAAUAAAAGCUAA
Messenger RNA from Chelmon rostratus (copperband butterflyfish), 2133 nucleotides. Its product is annotated as complement C1q-like protein 4. Gene Ontology annotation, molecular function: protein binding. The transcript has 3 exons. The record is from RefSeq and is a predicted model, not a curated record. The coding region runs from base 942 to 1574 and encodes 210 amino acids. NCBI's taxonomy places the organism in Eukaryota, Metazoa, Chordata, Actinopteri, Chaetodontiformes, Chaetodontidae.